Loxodonta africana (African savanna elephant) is the source of this 5083-nucleotide messenger RNA. It is a transcript of the gene CNTNAP2, whose product is annotated as contactin associated protein 2. The record is from RefSeq and is a predicted model, not a curated record. NCBI's taxonomy places the organism in Eukaryota, Metazoa, Chordata, Mammalia, Proboscidea, Elephantidae. The transcript is spliced from 24 exons. The coding region runs from base 1 to 4011 and encodes 1336 amino acids.
AUGGCUGUGGAGGCCAGAGAGGGGCAGGGAGACUGCACAGAGACUUCCGGAACCCUGAUGGCUGAUGGCUGCUGGACCAGAUCAAUUGAAUUCUUCUCUCUCUUCCUUUCAGAAAAAUGUGACGAGCCUCUUGUCUCCGGACUUCCCCACAUGGCCUUCAGCAGCUCCUCCAUCAUGUCAGGCAGCUACUCUCCCGGCUAUGCCAGGAUCAACAAGCGAGGGGGUGCAGGGGGCUGGUCCCCGUCUGACAGUGACCACUAUCAGUGGCUCCAGGUGGAUUUUGGCAGUCGGAAGCAGAUGAGCGCCAUCGCCACCCAAGGGAGAUACAGUAGCUCCGACUGGGUGACACAGUACCGGCUGCUGUACAGUGACACGGGCAGGAACUGGAAACCCUACCACCAGGACGGGAACAUCUGGGCCUUCCCCGGGAACAUCAACUCGGACGGUGUGGUCCGGCACGACCUGCAGCACCCGGUGACCGCACGCUACGUGCGCCUGGUGCCCCUGGACUGGAACGCCGAGGGCCGCAUCGGACUGCGUGCCGAGGUCUACGGCUGCCCCUACUGGGCUGACGUCAUCAACUUCGAUGGCCAUGUUGUGUUGCCAUACAGAUUCAGGAACAAGAAGAUGAAGACACUGAAAGACGUCAUAGCCCUGAAAUUUAAGACUUCCGAGAGCGAAGGGGUCCUUCUGCAUGGGGAAGGACAGCAAGGAGAUUAUAUCACUCUGGAGCUGAAGAAAGCCAAGCUGGUCCUCAGCUUAAACCUCGGAAGCAACCAGCUGGGCCCCAUCUACGGCCACACGUCGGUGACGGCCGGCAGCCUGCUGGACGACCACCACUGGCACUCAGUGGUCAUCGAGCGCCAGGGCCGCAGCAUCAACCUCACGCUGGACAGGAGUGCGCAGCACUUCCGCACCAACGGCGAGUUCGACUACCUGGACCUGGACUACGAGAUAACCUUUGGAGGAAUCCCUUUCUCCGGCAAGCCAAGCUCGAGCAGUAGGAAGAACUUCAAAGGCUGCAUGGAAAGCAUCAAUUACAAUGGCGUCAACAUCACUGAUCUUGCCCGAAGGAAGAAGUUAGAGCCCUCAAAUGUGGGCAACCUGAGCUUCUCCUGCGUGGAACCCUACACCGUGCCGGUCUUCUUCAAUGCCACCAGCUACCUGGAGGUGCCCGGCCAGGCUGGCCAGGACCUGUUCUCUGUCAGCUUCCAGUUCCGCACCUGGAACCCUAAUGGCCUCCUGCUCUUCAGCUACUUCUCCGAGAACCUGGGCACCAUCGAGAUCGACCUCGCGGAGAGCAGAGUCGGUGUCCACAUCAAUGUCACUCAGACCAGGAUGAGCCAGAUCGACAUCGCCUCAGGUUCUGGGUUGAACAAUGGGCAGUGGCAUGAAGUCCGCUUCCUGGCCAAGGAGAACUUCGCCGUCCUCACCAUCGACAGCGACGAGGCGUCUGCGGUCCGCACCAACAGCCCUCUGCAGGUUAAAACUGGCAAGAAGUACUUUUUUGGAGGUGUCCUGAACCAGAUGGCGAGCUCGGGGCUCUCCCUGCUCCAGCCAUCCUUCCAGGGCUGCAUGCGGCUCAUCCAGGUGGACGACCAGCUGGUCAAUCUGUACGAGGUGGCUCAGAGGAAGCCGGGCAGCUUCGCCAACGUCAGCAUCGACAUGUGUGCCAUUAUAGACAGAUGUGUGCCCAAUCACUGUGAGCACGGUGGGAAGUGCUCACAGACGUGGGACAGCUUCAAGUGCACGUGUGACGAGACGGGCUACAGUGGGGCCACCUGCCACAACCCCAUCUACGAGCCAUCCUGUGAGGCCUACAAGCACCUGGGCCAGACCUCCAACUAUUACUGGAUCGACCCUGAUGGCAGUGGACCCCUGGCGCCUCUGAAAGUCUACUGCAACAUGACAGAGGACAAGGUGUGGACCAUCGUGUCGCACGACUCACAGACGCAGACGACGGUGGUCGGCUACACCCCAGAGAAGUAUUCGGUGACCCAGCUCGUGUACAGCGCCUCCCUGGACCAGAUCGGGGCUGUCACCAGCAGCGCUGAGUACUGCGAGCAAUACGUUGCCUACUUCUGCAAGAUGUCGAGGCUGCUGAACACCCCAGAUGGAAGCCCUUACACCUGGUGGGUCGGCAAAGGCAACGAGAAGCACUACUACUGGGGGGGCUCCGGCCCCGGCAUCCAGAAGUGUGCGUGCGGCAUUGAGCGCAACUGCACGGACCCCCGGUACUACUGCAACUGCGACGCGGACCACAAGCAGUGGAGAAAGGACGCCGGCUUCCUAACCUACAAAGACCACCUGCCAGUGAGCCAGGUGGUGGUUGGAGACACUGACCGGCCAGGCUCCGAGGCCAAGCUGAGCGUGGGCCCCCUGCGCUGCCAAGGGGACAGGAACUACUGGAACGCAGCCUCCUUCCCAGACCCUUCGUCCCACCUCCACUUCUCCACUUUCCAAGGGGAGACCAGUGCCGACAUUUCCUUCUACUUCAAAACGCUGAUCCCUCGUGGGGUAUUUCUGGAAAACCUGGGGAACACGGACUUCAUCAAGCUGGAGCUGAAGUCUGCCACAGAUGUGUCCUUCUCUUUCGACGUCGGGAAUGGGCCAGUGGAGAUCGUGGUGAGGGCACCAUCCCCCCUGAAUGACGACCAGUGGCACCGCGUCACCGCUGAGAGGAACGUCAAGCAGGCCAGUCUACAGGUGGACCGGCUGCCACCGCAGGUGCGCAAGGCUCCAACGGAGGGGCACAGGCGCCUGGAGCUGUACAGCCAGCUGUACGUGGGUGCUGCUGGUGGCCAACAGGGGUUCCUGGGCUGCAUCCGCUCCUUGCGUAUGAAUGGGGUGACACUGGACCUGGAGGAGAGGGCCAAGGUCACCUCCGGCUUUGUGUCCGGAUGUUCCGGCCACUGUACCAGCUAUGGGGCCAACUGUGAGCACGGUGGCCGGUGUGUGGAGAAGUACCACGGUUACUCCUGUGACUGCACCCAUACGGCCUACGAAGGCACGUUCUGCAACAAAGAUGUUGGUGCGUUUUUUGAGGAGGGGAUGUGGCUGCGGUAUAACUUCCAGGCCUCAGGGACCGGUGCCAGAGAAGCCCCUGGCAGAGCCGACGGCGUGUCUGACCCACAGAGCCCAGCCUCCGACCUGGCUCAGGAGCAGCUCAGCUUCAGCUUCAGCACCUCCAAGGCCCCCUGCAUCCUGCUCUAUGUCAGCUCACACACCACCGACUUCCUGGCCGUGCUCCUCAAGCCCACCGGAAGCUUACAGAUUCGGUACAGCCUGGGUGGCACCCGUGAGCCCUACAACAUCGACGUGGACCACAGGAGCAUGGCCAACGGGCAGCCGCACAGCCUGAACAUCACCCGCCAGGAGAGGACACUUCUGCUGCAGCUUGACCACUACCCUCGGGAGAGUUACCAUCUGCCAAGUUCAUCCGACACCCUGUUCAAUUCCCCAAAGUCCCUCUUUCUAGGAAAAGUCAUAGAAACAGGGAAGAUUGACCCAGAGAUCCACAAGUACAAUACCCCGGGCUUCACCGGCUGCCUCUCCAGGGUGCAGUUCAACCGCAUUGCCCCCCUCAAGGCCGCCCUACGGCAGACAAACGCGUCGGCCCAGGUCCACGUGCAGGGCCAGCUUGUGGAGUCUAACUGCGGUGCCUCUCCACUGACCAUCUCCCCCAUGUCAGCUGCCACUGACCCUUGGCACCUGGACCAUCUGGAGUCAGCCAGUGCUGAUUUUCCAUACAACCCUGGACAAGGCCAAGCCAUACGGAAUGGCGUCAACAGAAACUCAGCCAUCAUCGGAGGGGUCAUCGCUGUGGUGAUUUUCACCAUUCUCUGCACCUUGGUCUUCCUCAUUCGGUACAUGUUCCGUCACAAAGGCACCUACCACACCAACGAGGCGAAGGGGGCAGAGUCGGCAGAGAGCGCGGACGCCGCCAUCAUGAACAACGACCCCAACUUCACAGAGACCAUCGAUGAAAGCAAAAGGGAAUGGCUUAUUUGAGGGUGGCUCUUUGUCAGUGGGGCGGGGAGGGGGAGAGAGACAGAAGCACCCUGCUUUACACUCUUGAGCACAUCCUUAAAAUAUCAGCACAAGUUGGGAAGGCAAGCAACAGAAAAUUCUUGAGACUGAUCACCACAAAAAAAAAAAAAAACUUUGUAAUAUUUCUUUAUAGCUGAGUUUCCCCUUCAGUAUCAAAACAAAAUAAUACAAAAAUGCUUUUAGAGUUUAAGCAAUGGUUGAAAUUUGUAGGUAAUACCUGUCUUAUUUUGUGUGUGUUCAGAGGUGUUCUGAAAACCCAUGGUAACAGGGCAAGUUUUCUACAUUUUUAAGAGCCCUUAGAAGGUGGAUAUUUUUUCUUGAAAAAAGCUGAUAAACAAACAUAUGGCCUCCAACAUUCUCUUCCUUUUGAAUAUACUCAACUUUAAUAGGAAGUCAUAGUAUCUAGUCCGUGUUCACAUGAUAUUUCAUUUGGUGUCCUAUAAAUUUGAAAGGGAAAGAAAAGGGGCAAAGAGAUCUUAUUAUUUGCCAGUUUUCAGAGAGACGUCAAUCCGUCCCGAUUCUCUGAGGGUCCCGCCUGACACAGCAGUUAUAGGAAGAGGGUGUCUGGAAACUGUCGCGUAAAACACUCAGCACAAUUGGUGAGAAGCAUUAAGAACUGCAGAAAGUAGCUUCAUACUGGGAUUGUUGGUUUUAUUUUUCAUCGGAUUCUAAAAGGUAAUGGUGUUCCGUGUACGUAGCCUUAGACCCAUUCAAUAUCUGUAACUUUCAGCUACAAUUUUUCUGUUACAAAAGAUUUCUCCUGUGCUCUGAAACAUGUUGGGCUGCAUUGUCUGUGUGUGAAAGCACCUCAGUGGAGAGUUAGGGCCAGGUGUGAUGGCUUGUUCGCUUCUGCUGCUUCUGUAGGUAUAGCGAAAGUAUGGGCACCUCCUAGGGAAUGUGUAAACUAAGUGGCUCUGCUUCUUUUGCUUUAAGCCUCUAGUUUUUAAUCCACUUGUGACAAAAUCCUAGCAAACAAUGUCCUCUUGAUGGACACAUCACAAUAAAGCCAAGUUAUUGUUGUUAUUACUAUUGA